UGAAGCAAUACCCCGGCUGGCUGUUUUUCUCUCGCUCAGGGAGGAGACGAGUCUCUCGCUGAUCUCUUCCACGCUUAGCUCUCGAGGACCCCCCCCCCCCCUUUUAAAAUCUACAUUGCAAAAAAUUGCAACCAGCUACGAUCCCCUUCGACCCCAUCAGCUGCUGAGAGCCCCAGAUUGCAUUGGGGGGGGCGCUCCGGGGGGGGGGGGGUCGGGGAAUGAUGUCCCAUGACACGAGCGAGAAGCCCCCCAACCCUGACCCGCCGCCUGCCACUGUCUACGUCCUAGUGGAGGAUCCGCGCUCGACAGACGCCCUCCAGCUGCUCAGCCUCAACUCUCUGCUCCCAGAAUCUGGGAUCGUGGCCGACAUUGACUUGGAGAACAUUCUCUCAUUGAACAGCGACAGCUUCUACGAGCUGAAGAGUCAGCCCAUUGGCGUGAGCCCUCCAGCGGCUCCAGCCCAAGGUUCCACCAUGUCGUCACGGGUCCUUCUGCGGCAACAGCUGAUGCGGGCACAGACCCAGGAGCAAGAACGCCGGGAGCAGCAGCAGGCCGCUCAGUUCAGUCCCGCCGUCUCUGCGCCUUCCACUCCUGCCAUUUCUGUGAGCCCCCUGGCACGCCCCGCGCCUGCCCAGGUACCUGUGGAAGUACUAAAGGUUCAAACUCACCUGGAAAACCCCACCAAGUAUCACAUCCAGCAGGCCCAGCGGCAACAGGUCAAGCAGUACCUCUCGACAGCCAUGGGCAGCAAGAUGGCGACACAGACUUUAGCCGGUGCUAGCCCGGGGGCACCGCCCACUUGCUCCCCACAGGCUGCAUCAGCUCCUGAAGCCCAGCAUAGCUUGACUCAGCAGCAGGCCGUGGCCGGGGGCACGGGCAGCGCUCCCAAUAGCCCCAUGGCUCUGCUCAACAUUGGCUCCAGCUCUGAGAAAGAAAUCGAUGACGUCAUUGAUGAGAUCAUUAGCCUGGAAUCCAGCUACAAUGAUGAAAUCCUGAACUACGGAGGCCUGCAGAUGCCAAGCACUCUGCCAGUCUCUGGAAACCUGCUGGACAUGUACAACAACCAAGGGAUGAUGGAGCCAGCGAUACCCGUGAGCAACUCCUGCCCGGCUGACCUGCCGAACAUCAAGAGGGAGAUGUCAGAAAACGAAGCUAAGGCGAUGUUGAAGGAGAGACAGAAGAAAGACAACCAUAAUCUAAUCGAGCGUCGGCGACGGUUCAACAUCAACGACCGAAUCAAAGAGCUGGGGACCCUUAUCCCAAAAUCAAAUGACCCGGAGAUGCGCUGGAAUAAAGGAACCAUCCUCAAGGCUUCGGUGGAUUACAUCCGGAAGCUGCAGAAGGAGCAGCAGCGCUCGAAAGAAAUGGAAAUCAGGCAGCGCAAGCUGGAGCAGGCGAAUCACAGUUUGCAGCUGCGCGUUCAGGAGCUGGAACUCCAGGUCCAGAUGCACGGGCUGCCUUUGACUUCCACCCAAGGGCUCCUGACUCAGCCCUUGGGGGCGGACCUGGCUCCACCAUUUGCAGAGUCCCUGGAUCUGCCCUUCACAGCCGAGGAACUGGGGCUGGGUCUUGCGCUGGGCUCGGACGGGGGAGGCCUGCAGGACGUGCUCAUGGAUGAGGGGGCGACUCUGUCCCCGCUUGGCGCCUCGGAUCCGUUGCUCUCGUCCGUCUCGCCCGGCGCCUCCAAGGGCAGCAGCCGCCGUUCCAGCUUCAGCAUGGAAGACGACUCAUGAUGGUUGCAGUUGGACACUUGGCCGUGGGAAAGGAGGCUCUACCCCUUCACGCCCCCCCCCCACUCUUCCUCUUACCCACCCCCCAAUUU
Eublepharis macularius is the source of this 1822-nucleotide messenger RNA. RefSeq names its product transcription factor binding to IGHM enhancer 3 (gene TFE3). Bases 219 to 1733 code for a protein of 504 amino acids. Gene Ontology annotation, cellular component: nucleus. Lineage: Eukaryota; Metazoa; Chordata; Lepidosauria; Squamata; Eublepharidae. The record is from RefSeq and is a predicted model, not a curated record. The transcript is spliced from 10 exons. Gene Ontology annotation, biological process: humoral immune response; regulation of transcription by RNA polymerase II; regulation of osteoclast differentiation. Gene Ontology annotation, molecular function: DNA-binding transcription factor activity, RNA polymerase II-specific; RNA polymerase II cis-regulatory region sequence-specific DNA binding; protein dimerization activity.